Messenger RNA from Cydia fagiglandana, 7059 nucleotides. RefSeq lists its product as uncharacterized. Bases 64 to 6096 code for a protein of 2010 amino acids. The transcript has a single exon. Gene Ontology annotation, biological process: transcription elongation by RNA polymerase I; RNA polymerase I preinitiation complex assembly; DNA-templated transcription. Gene Ontology annotation, molecular function: DNA binding. The record is from RefSeq and is a predicted model, not a curated record. Gene Ontology annotation, cellular component: RNA polymerase I complex. NCBI's taxonomy places the organism in Eukaryota, Metazoa, Arthropoda, Insecta, Lepidoptera, Tortricidae.
CCUUAAUUCGCGCGCGAGAAUCUUUGUAUUAAACCUUUCAUUUUCAUAUCCCUAAAUGAAGCUAUGUCGGAGCUCACAGUGCACUCAGUCUGCACUAAAGGACCGAUUUAUCCCACGUUAUUGUAUUUCCAAAAUGGACGUCCGACGAAAGAGUUUGAAACAAACUGUGCCGUGCUACAAGACAAGAAUAAGUCUAGAACGAUAGUGAUGGAGGCUUCUGAGCUCGUCUACGCCGGUAAUGAGGAAAAGGAAGACUCUGGCAAGAUCCUGAUACUGGCCAGAGACAGGAUAUCCGGUAAAGUCCGUUUAAUAGAGGUAGACAGCGCCUACUUGAAACCGCUCACUAAAACUGACUUAGACCAUUUAGAACAUCAACACGAUGUGCAAGCGAAGCAUAGUAAGAUGGUAUCGAAGAAAAAUAAAACACUGAAUAAAUUAAAUGCUCAAAGGGACACAGGACAGACAGACAAUCUAGUUGCAUGUAAUAACAGCAUAGGUGAGGUCGAUAUACAGCCUACAGAUAGAGAAAUAAAUAGAGGUGAAUUAGAUUGUUUGCAGCAACAGCAUGAAAUAAGUAGCUCAGAGUUUUUAGAAUUUGAGAGGAAGAAAUUAGAACAGCGAGAAAAAUUAAAAAUUAAUGUUUUAACUGCGAUGGAACCGGAACAGACAGAGAUGGAGGCUAAGAAACAAAAAAAUGCGCCUGUUAAAAGAGGAGCUACUAAAGUUAGAGGCGUACAUCACAAAAAGAAGUUAAAAUUACCUUUAGUUCUAAAACCUCACACCCGUUUAAAAAAACCAAAGCUGAAUAUAGUUAAAAAGGACUUUGUGAAGCGCAAGGAUUAUAACGAAAUCGACCCCGAUGAGUUCUAUGUACCGUUUCUUAACCGAGAAGCAACCACUCUUGAAGAUGUAUAUGUUAUAAAAAAGAUUUUCUCCGAAGAUGAGUAUUUUCAGAUUUAUUCAGAGGUAGCGGAAAUCAUAUAUUUGGACGAUUUACAUCCGUACAUACAGCAAUUUGUGGAAAAUAAAACUCUGUCUUUAGAGUUUACAGUGCUAGCGGUAUAUGCAAGUGUACUCUUAAAGUUCUUACAUACUAGCCUUGACGAAAUCCAAACAGGUAACUCCAAAAUUUGCCAACAUUCUAAGACAUUAAAUGAAAUCUUAUUGACGAGGUUUACAGAAUGUGUUCAGUAUGAAAAACGGAAAAGUAUUACAAGGUCUCGAGCAAUGAGAAAUAAAAUUGUAUGUCACAUAAUAGUAUGUACGUUGAUCUUAAAUGACUUUCAGUUUGAAAUGGAUUCUUUGUCCGAUGUGAUAGAAAGGAAGAGGAAGAACCAUGAACCCUUACCGAAGUUGGUCAGUUUAGUUGCAGCAACAAUUGAAAAAGGGUAUGAUGGAACAAUAGUAAAGUUAAAAUUGCCCUUAGUUAUGCACCCAAAAAAUCUUACAGAGUUAGAAGACAAUUACUCUGAAGAGUCCCAUAUACCGCCUGUUAAUAGAGAAGCUUCUACAGUUAGAGGCGUAUAUCACAAAAAGAAGAUUUCGUCCAAAAAGCAGUUAUUAAAAAAACCAAGGGCCACUAAAAUUAAAAAGGACUUUGUGCAGCGCAAUGAUUAUUACGAAAUCGACCCCGAUGAGUUCUAUGUACCAUUUCUUAAUCGAGAAGCAACUAAUCUUGAAGAUGUAUAUGUUAUAAAUCAGAUUUUCUCUGACAAUGACUAUUCCCAGAUUUUUUUUGAACUAGCGGAAAACAAUUAUUUGGACGAUUUCCAUCCGUACAUAAAGCAAUUUGUGGAAAAAAAAACUCUGUCUUUAGAGUUUACAGUGCUAGCGGUAUAUGCAAGUGUACUCUUAAAGUUCUUACAUGCCAGCCUCGACGAAAUCGAAACAGAUAACUCCAAAAUUUGCCAACAUUCUAAAACAUUAUAUGGAAUCUUAUUGAAAAGGUUUACAGAACGUGUUCAGUAUGAAAAACGGUCAGCGCUUUCAAGGUCACGAGCAAUGAGAAAUAAAAUUGUGUGUCACAUAAUAGUAUGUACCUUGAUCAUAAAUGACUUUCAAUUUGAAAUGGAUUCUUUGUCGGAUGCGAUAAAAGGGAAAACCUGCCAAGAACCUUUACGAAAAUUGGUUAGUUAUGUUGCAGCAACCAUAGAAAUUGGUGAUGACAAAACAAUGGUGAAGUUAAAAUUGCCCUUAGUUCCAAAAAUUCGGGCCUCUAUACCGAAACAAUUUGCGCAUAAAAUGAAAAGGGACUUGAAGAAGCGGAAGGAGAAAGCAGAAGCUGACAAAAAUGACCCGGAUGACUCCUGUCUAUCAGCGGCAACUGUAGUUGAAGAUGUUACUCACAUAGAGAAGAAUUUGUCUGAAGAUGAAUGUGUUCAAAGUGUUCAAACAUCAAUUACAAACGAAGACAGUGAAAUGGCAAUGCAGUUAAAAUUACCGUUAGUUCCAAAACCUCAGGGCCCCCUUAGAAAACCAAAGCCUCAGGACCCCCUCAGAAAACCAAAGCCUCAUAAAAAUGACAAGAAGUUCGUGCAGUGCAAGGAUCAUUACGAAAUCGACCCCGAUGAGUUCUAUGUACCGUUUCUUAAUCGAGAAGCAACCAAUCUUGAAGAUGUAUAUGUUAUAAAUCAGAUUUUCUCUGACAAUGAGUAUUCUCAGAUUUUUUUUGAACUAGCGGAAUACAAUUAUUUGGACGAUUUACAUCGGUACAUAAAGCAAAUUGUGGAAAAUAAAACUCUUUCUUUAGAGUUUACAGUGCUAGCGGUAUAUGCAAGUGUACUCUUAAAGUUCUUACAUGCCAGCCUUGACGAAAUCAGAACAGGUAACUCCAAAAUUUGCCAACAUUCUAAGACAUUAUAUGAAAUAUUAUUGAAAAGGUUUACAGAACGUGUUCAGUAUGAAAAAGGGACAAAAAUUUCAAGGUCACGAGCAAUGAGAAAUAAAAUUGUGUGUCACAUAAUAGUAUGUACGUUGAUCUUAAAUGACUUUCAGUUUGAAAUGUAUUCUUUGUCCGAUGUGAUAGAAAGGAAGAACCAUGAACCCUUACCGAAGUUGGUCAGUUUAGUUGCAGCAACAAUUGAAAAAGGGUAUGAUGGAACAAUAGUAAAGUUAAAAUUGCCCUUAGUUAUGCACCCAAAAAAUCUUACAGAGUUAGAAGACAAUUACUCUGAAGAGUUCCAUAUACCGCCUGUUAAUAGAGAAGCUUCUACAGUUAGAGGCGUAUAUCACAAAAAUAAGAUUUCGUCCAAAAAGCAGGUUGUAAAAAAACCAAGGGUGACUAAAAUUAAAAAGGACUUUGUGCAGCGCAAGGAUUAUUACGAAAUCGACCCCGAUGAGUUCUAUGUACCGUUUCUUAAUCGAGAAGCAACCAAUCUUGAAGAUGUAUAUGUUAUAAAUCAGAUUUUCUCUGACAAUGAGUAUUCUCAGAUUUUUUUUGAACUAGCGGAAAACAAUUAUUUGGACGAUUUACAUCGGUACAUAAAGCAAAUUGUGGAAAAUAAAACUCUUUCUUUAGAGUUUACAGUGCUAGCGGUAUAUGCAAGUGUACUCUUAAAGUUCUUACAUGCCACCCCUGACGAAAUCAGAACAGGUAACUCCAAAAUUUGCCAACAUUCUAAGACAUUAUAUGAAAUGUUAUUGAAAAGGUUUACAGAACGUGUUCAGUAUGAAAAACGGACAAAAAUUUCAAGGACACGAGCAAUGAGAAAUAAAAUUGUGUGUCACAUAAUAGUAUGUACGUUGAUCUUAAAUGACUUUCAAUUUGAAAUGGAUUCUUUGUCGGAUGCGAUAAAAGGGAAAAACUGCCAAGAACCUUUACGAAAAUUGGUUAGUUAUGUUGCAGCAACCAUAGAAAUUGGUGAUGACAAAACAAUGGUGAAGUUAAAAUUGCCCUUAGUUCCAAAAAUUCGGGCCUCUAUACCGAAACAAUUUGCGCAUAAAAUGAAAAGGGACUUGAACAAGCGGAAGGAGAAAGCAGAAGCUGACAAAAAUGACCCGGAUGACUCCUGUCUAUCAGCGGCAACUGUAGUUGAAGAUGUUACUCACAUAGAGAAGAAUUUGUCUGAAGAUGAAUGUGUUCAAAGUGUUCAAACAUCAAUUACAAACGAAGAUAGUGAAAUGGCAAUGCAGUUAAAAUUACCGUUAGUUCCAAAACCUCAGGGCCCCCUUAGAAAACCAAAGCCUCAGGACCCCCUCAGAAAACCAAAGCCUCAUAAAAAUGACAAGAAGUUCGUGCAGUGCGAGGAUCAUUAUGAAAUCGACGAAGAUGAGUUCUAUUGCGAAAUCGAUCCAGAUGAGUUUUAUGUACCAUUUCUUAACAGGGAAGCAACCAAUCUUGAAGAUGUAUAUGUUAUAAAGAAGAUUUUCUCUGAAGAUCAGUAUUCCCAGAUUUUUUUUGAACUAGGGGAAAAGAAUUAUAUGGACGAUUUACAUCCGUACAUAAAGCAAUUUGUGGAAAACAAGACUCUGUCUUUAGAGUUUACAGUGCUAGCUGUAUAUGCAAGUGUACUCUUAAAGUUCUUACAUGCCAGCCUUGACGAAAUCAGAACAGGUAACUCCAAAAUUUGCCAACAUUCUAAGACAUUAUAUGAAAUCAUAUUGAAAAGGUUCACUGAACAGGUUAAAUAUAAAACACGGUCAGGGCUUUCAAGGUCACGAGCAAUGAGAAAUAAAAUUGUGUGUCACAUAAUAGUAUGUACGUUGAUCUUAAAUGACUUUCAAUUUGAAAUGGAUUCUUUGUCGGAUGCGAUAAAAGGGAAAUACUGCCAAGAACCUUUACGAAAAUUGGUUAGUUAUGUUGCAGCAACCAUAGAAAUUGGUGAUGAUGAAACGAUGGUGAAGUUAAAAUUGCCCUUAGUUCCAAAAAUUCGGGCGACUAUACUGAGAAAAUAUGCUCAAAAGAUUAAACGGAACUUGAAGAAGCGGAAAGAGAAAGCAGGGACUGACAAAAAUGACCCGGAUGAUUCCUAUCUACCAACAGCAACUGAAGUUGACGAUGUUUAUCACACAGAUAAGAUUUUGUCUGAAGAUGAAUGUGUUCAAACAUCAGUUAUAAACGAAGACAGUGAAACGGCAGUGCAGUUAAAAUUACCGUUAGUUACAAAAACCACUAUACUGAGAAAAGAGGCUCAAAUAAUUGAACGGGACUUGAAGAAGCGGAAAGGGGGAGGCGGGGAGGAAACAGGGACUGACAAAAUUGACCCGGAUGAUUUCUAUCUACCAACUCUUGACAGAGAAGCAACUGUACUUGUUGGAGCGGUGAUUGAUAAUGAAGACGAGGGAUCAUUGGUAGAGUUAAAAUUACCAUUAGUACCAAAGACGAGGGACAUUAUAAAUAAAACUUCGAAACAUCAUACUGUCGAUAAAGACCUAACAGAAUGUAAUGAAAAUAUGGUAGAUACAGACGACAUAAUUGACCCAGAUGACUUCUACGUACUGCCUAUUGAUAGAGAUGCAACUGAACUUGAAAAUGUCUAUCUUAUAGACAAAAUUUUUUCUAAAAGUAAAUGCGAGAAGAUUUACUGUGAGUUGGAAAAGAGUGAUUAUAGUGAGUAUCUACACCCAUACAUACAGUCCAUGAUAGAAAACCAGUUGCUCUCCCUGCAGUUAACAGUACUAGCAGUUUACGCAAGUGAACUAAUAAAAUUCAUACAUGUCCCGAGCUCGCAAAUGAAUAAACCUAACUUCCAAAUAUGCCACUAUUCUAAGACAUUGAAUCAUUUAAUUAGGAAAAGAUUUACAGAACUUUCUGAAAAUAAAUGUGGUCGUAACAGUAAAUCUACGUCUACCUGUAGAAUCACAUCACUAGCUAUGAAAGAAAAACUGGUGUGCCAUGUAAUAGUGUGUGUUUUGAUCUUAAAUAACUUUCAAUGUGAGCUGGAUCCUCUCUCCGAUGCAGUAAAGCAUAAAAAAUAUAUAACAGAUUUACAAGAGUAUAUCCGUCUUGUCGGAGCGUCAGUUGUAGACAGAGACAACGGGAAAAUGGUGCAGUUAAAAUUACCAUUGGUCUCAAAAACUCGGAUCACCAGAAAACGAUGUACUAAAAUCAGAAAGACAAAGACUGCAGGAUCAAGUAAGAGGAGAAAAAAGAGGUAGUCUGUAGCGGACACAUUUUGCGAAGUUGGUGCUAGAAGUACAAGGGCAUUUCAAAAAGGUGUCAGACACGUGACGCUAUUUUUUAACGCUUUUAACCAACUUCUAAAAAAGUUAAGAAGCCGAUAAUUGACACGAGAUCGUUUGAUAACUUUACAUUUGACGGUAUAAUUCUAAAUAUCUCUAUCUCAAUAAUGAUUUCUGGUAAUAGCUGCCAUACGUGUCACUUCCUUGACAAGGUAGACCUUUUCGUGGAAUGGCCCUGCAGCUUGGCCUUCCAGCCUAGUCUUCGGCCAUAUAUGGAGCUCAGCCUUCGGCUUAGUGCAUUACCCUAUCUGAUCCCAGCCUUGAGGCCGCCACCACUUGUGUGGUUGUGUUUUGGUGGUCGGCCUUCGGCCUCGCGAAUUCCGCCGAGGUCGAAGUUAGUCAUUGAGGACCCGAAUCUCAAUUUAAGAUCGUAUUGUGAGGAAUAUGCUAUUUUUAGUGUUCCGUACAAAACUUUGUUCCGGAACACUUAUUAAAUAUUAAAUUUAACAAAGAAUCCUCUAUAUAAAUAUCCGUUGGAAUGUAUUUUAGGUACUUUUAUAGACAAGACUUGUCCAAAAGUCUCAUGUAUGUGAUUGUAAUUUAGUAGUGUACCAUGUUGUUAUACAUAUAUAUUACCAAGUGUUCGUACUAAGUAGGUACCUAUGUUUAAUAUUGUAUAAUAAUACUUUAUUUACGAAUGUAAAAGAAUGUGAUAUGUACCUAAGUGUUAAAAAAUCCUUAUGUAAUUUAAUUGAAGUACUUCUUUUGCCUCUCAUUGUGGCAAAUAAACUUAGGCUUAGCUUAUUAUUAUGUUUAAGUUAGACUAGGAAUUCCUAGUCUAUGGUUUAAAUUAUCUAAUAUUGUAUACUAUGUAUGUAAAUAAAAUAUUUGUGUUAAAUAGUCUUUGAAUAUAUCAUCAUCUUCCUAACGCUAUCCCGG